UACUGUUCUCACAAAUUAAGGAAUAUCAAAGAAAACUUUGAUGAGCUUCUCGACACGACAACGCAUACAAUCAUCACAUUACUUACAUAAAUUUAAAGAAAAAAAGAAACCCCUAAAAAUGCUAUAUAAAUCGUAACGAGUGCAGCAACAACACUCAUGAGGAUUUAAUUGUGAAUUAAAAAAAAAAUGGAGUCUUGGAGGAUUAGUCUAGUGCUGGCAAUAACUUUAAUAAUGGCGACGAUGGUGGCUGCUGCGGAGGAUAAAGCGAAAGACAAGGAAGAAUGUACGCAACAGCUGGUGGGUAUGGCCACGUGUCUUCCUUACGUGCAAGGACAGGCAAAGUCUCCGACGCCGGACUGUUGCUCCGGUCUCAAACAAGUUCUUAAUUCCAACAAGAAAUGUCUUUGUGUCAUCAUCCAAGAUAGGAAUGAUCCUGAUUUGGGUCUCCAGAUCAAUGUCUCUCUCGCUCUCGCUCUUCCUUCUGUUUGUCACUCCACUGCUGACGUCACCAAGUGCCCUGCUUUGCUUCACUUGGAUCCAAAUUCUCCAGAAGCCCAAGUGUUCUAUCAGCUAGCAAACGGUUCAAACAAAACCGGUCCAGCCUCUGGUCCCAGUGGCUCGGCCCCUGAGCCCACCAGCAUGUCUCCGAUUGCAGGAUCUGAUAAUGGUAACAGUAGUGGUCGGACUGCUUCUUUGCCAGGCUCGAACCACGCUCAAAGUUUCUCUAAAAAAUGGCUAGGGCUCGAAGUUGUUGCUCAUUUCUUCGUAAUUUUAUAUAUUACCAUCGUCGUAUGAAAUAAUAAUAAUUUAAAAAGGGUAUGUAACGUUGGUUUAGUAGUGAGAACUCUUCUCAAUUUUUUUUUUGUAUGACUCAAAAUAAGACACUAGCUACAGUUUUUCGAUGUCCCGUGUGCCUUUCAUCAAAUUUUUAUUGAAACCUUUUACAUCAAAAAUAUACUCUAUCUUUUUAUCCAUCAUGUAUUAUUAUAUGGUGGUUUUGCUUACGGUAAUUGCAUACAACG
Thlaspi arvense is the source of this 1022-nucleotide messenger RNA. Lineage: Eukaryota; Viridiplantae; Streptophyta; Magnoliopsida; Brassicales; Brassicaceae. The record is from the annotation of a GenBank genome assembly.